Messenger RNA from Gamsiella multidivaricata, 4120 nucleotides. RefSeq lists its product as uncharacterized. Gene Ontology annotation, biological process: protein export from nucleus. The coding region runs from base 113 to 3709 and encodes 1198 amino acids. Gene Ontology annotation, cellular component: cytoplasm; nuclear pore. NCBI's taxonomy places the organism in Eukaryota, Fungi, Mortierellomycota, Mortierellomycetes, Mortierellales, Mortierellaceae. Gene Ontology annotation, molecular function: nuclear export signal receptor activity. The transcript has 13 exons. The record is from RefSeq and is a predicted model, not a curated record.
CCAGCUUUCAUUCCCAUCGUGCCAUUGACGUCCUGACUCUUACGACUUGCUCUACACCGCUAUUGCUUUAUACUUUGACCUAACCCAGCGCUGUCGAACUGGCUCUAUCAUAAUGAACGCGUCAGUCGACCUACAGACGCUCGAACGGUACUGCGAGACUUUGUACAACCCUCCCAACCCUGCCAGUCGGCUCCAAGCUGAGAAUCUUCUCAACUAUCAUUGCCCCACCUUCAGCAAUGACUUCGGCAGUGUCGGAAGCAGCGGCACCGGUGCUGGAGGAGUCAAUGACGCAGCAAAUGCUCAUAGCCCCAACGUCAAUUCGCCAAUCGAAUCUGCGCUGUUCUGUCGAAACUUGCUCGAAAAUUCAAAGAGCCCCUAUGCCUUGAUGUUCGCCACAUCGCGUUUAAAGAUGCUCGUCGAUAAUCAUUUUGCGACUUUUACAACAGCAGAACAACAUGGCCUCCGCUCUUUUGUUCUUCAGUACAUCUAUCAGAACCCCGAUCUACCGACAUUCAUUCUCGCAGCCCAGGCUCAGCUCUUUGCAAUGAUCACAAAGCUUGGUUGGGUCGAGAACAAGGAAUUUCGCUCGCUCUUGGAACACAUUCAGGUCUUCUUUCAGCAUGGAACGAACCAUCGCAUCUUAGGAGUUCGGAUAUUAACUGCUGUUGCUACUGAGAUGAAUAUACCUGGUUCGAGAAACGUGGUCAAGCAUCGAAAGAGCGCUGUUGGAUUCCGAGACGCUCAAUUACUUCCUAUAUUCCAGGCAGCUCUUGCCAUGCUUAAGACCGUGCUACAGAGCCCACUUACAGACCCUGAAGCAGAAAAGUUGAAAGAGGAUAUCCUUUUGUUGUUGAAAGCGUGCUUGGCAUUUGACUUCAUUGGGGCAUCGCAUGAAGAGGCAUCAGACGAUGUGGGGAGCAUUCAGGUGCCUACAGCAUGGAGGGUCGUCUUUGAGCAAUCAGGAUAUCUGGAUGUCCUUUGGGAAUGCUGGAAGAUUUUCUCGAGCCCUGUUUCCGUUCGAGUGAUGGAAUGCUUAUCCCAGGCAGCGUCGAUCCGUCGUUCAGUGUUUUCCACGGACAGUGCGCGGCAUACGUACAUCCAUCAGAUGAUGCAGGAGACGAUCCUAACUCUUACCACGGCUGCUGGACAAAGCAAACUGCAGGAUGUGAGCAACUUUCAUGAGUUCUGUCGGAUGUUAUCGCGGUUUAAGAGCACAUAUCAACUCGCCGAGGUUUGUGAAUAUAAGGAUUCUGAGCAGUGGCUUUCCGCCAUCGGCGAGUUUACAGCCCAAGGCUUUCAUUCUUGGAAGUGGUCACCGAAUAGUGUUCCGUAUCUGCUGACAUUCUGGAACAAGACUGUGGGCUCACUGAGCUCUGUGAAGCAAGAGACCGAGCUUUUUAUCGAGGAUAUCGCAGUGAACUUGUCUAGGGCCUAUGUCAAGUCACGUCUGGACUGUGUUCAUGCAGUUAUGGACGGAGAGGCCGAUGACCCUCUCGAGUCGGAAGAGACUCUGCUACUUUCCCUGGAGAUGUUUGCUAACAUUGCACGCACAAAGUACACAGAGUCCGGUCGCAGUAUCGUCAGUGAGUUCAAGGACCUGCUGCUCAAGUAUCGGGAGCUCAUCCAGAGGGCAUCCGCUUUAUCUGGCACCACAUCUCCGCCCAUCGGAGCGAGCGAUAUCAAGGAGAGUCUCAUGGUGAUUGAGAUGCAAUUAACAUGGAUGGUUUAUAUCAUGGCCGCGUGCAUCGGUGCCAGGGUGAUGUAUCAAAGCACUUCGGAACAGGAUCAGGUGGAUGGAGAAUUCGCCUGUGAGGUACUUGGCUUUAUCCAUCAACUCCAAGUAUGGACAACGCAGCGACCCCUGUAUCUCGCUUCUGCCGACGCGCACCUCUAUAUUCAGUCUGCCAUCAUUUACUUUUAUACCGAGUUCAGAACAUCGUACAUCGGCGAAGAUUCCUCCAAAGCAGUCAAGGUGUACACGCAGCUCGCCUCGCGAUGGGGAUUAAAUACUCCCAACCAGGUUCUGGAUGUGAUUUUGAACUCGUCACUGGGUAAUCUUCGUUCGAGUGGCGACCCUGAAUGGCGGAAGCAGGAGGAUCAGCUAGUGCUUCGGACACUGAAGCUGUUUACAAAUCUUUCUUCAGGAUACAGCUCCGUAAAAUACAUUCGAAAAUUGGAUACAACGAAGGCACUACUGAAGAACCAUAGUUCGAGCGAAUUUCGGUUCCUGGAUCCAGCAAGGAAACCCUCCAGUAGUGAUGUCAGUCGUUGCAGGACAAUCUACUACACGAUGCUCGCCAGGAUUUUAUUCGCAGAAGACAAUAUCGAUGCAGACUUUUGGCGGUUUAUCAAGCCAUGGGAAACGACCCUGGACCGGAUAACACUUGCGUUCGAAGGAAGCGGCGAGUUGGGCGAAGAGGAGAUUCGGUUGAUCCUUCUAGGUGUGUUCAAGGACCUGCGGGGAUUUGUGACAAGUAUAAGCAAUCGGAGACAGUUCAACCUGUUUUACGAGUGGUUUUACCCUGCAUACGCUCCUAUCGCCGCGCGUGCGAUUGAGAUUUGGCCACAGAACGAACUUGCGAUCGCAAUCCUCCGUUUUUGGCACGAGUUUGCCACCAACAAGAGCAGCCGUGUCACGUUUGAUAGCAGCAGCCCGAACGGCAUCCUCCUCUUUAGAGAGACAAGCAACGUCCUUUAUACCUAUGGCCAAAACCUCUUAAAUCGGCCCAUAUCAAAUGAGAGCAAUCGUUGGUCAGAAAAGUAUAAGGGCAUAAUGCUUUACUUUGAGAUCAUGUCGGUCUCGCUCUCUGGAAAGUAUGCCAACUUUGGAGUGUUCAAGCUAUAUGGGGACAAAGCCCUGGAUCGUGUCCUGGAAAUUUUCUUCCAGCUGAUGCUUGCUAUUCCCGUGGAUGAUAUGGUUUCCUUCCCGAAACUGGCACAGGCGUACUUCAGGGUGAUUGAUGUAUUCACAACGGACCAUAUGACAGGACUGGCUAUGAUGCCUCAUCCUGUCCUGUCGUAUAUCUUUCGAGCAUUGGGCGAAGUCAUUCCGCUACCUGCAACGGACGCAUAUUGUUCCACAAUGGCUUGCUCUGCCAUUGACAAGGUCUGCACCUUUGUCCUGAACUGGCUGAUUAGGAAUAAAAUCCGCAAGGUUGGUGAUGAAGGUGCGGAUGAAAUGCACGAUAUCCCAGUGGAUAUUGGAAAUCUGGCGACUGUCGGCAGCAAUAAUGGCAAUCACCAUCGAGGGAGUACCGACUUGACAAGUGGCGCGAACUCGCGGUUGCCUAAGCAUCGUCAACAAGAGCAACAGGGAACGCAUUGGCUAGUCGAAUAUGUGCUAUCGAACAAACAAGCGUUUGCCUAUUUACUCAUGGUUCUCUUCCAAGUCAUUGCGUUUGAGAACCGAAGCAACCAAUGGAGUCUGAGCCGACCUUUGCUGGGGCUGAUUCUCCUGAAUAGAGGGUUCUUUGUGGAAUAUACGACCAGAUUUGUGCAAGCACAGCUGCCGGACAGACAGGAGCAACUUCAAAAGGCGGUAGAUGGGCUCAUGGAUGGCAUCGAAAAUAACCUGACGACUGCUAACCGCGACAGGUUCACGACUAACGCCACUGCGUUUAGACGUGAGUGCGCCCAGAUGACGCUCAUGGCUUUGAACUUUGAGGAUAAUGAAAAUAUGCUGCACCUCCUCUGGAAAGCGGAGAUGUAGCUAACCUAACAUAUUACGGAAAUAAAGUGGCAGUCGAUUUCUCCACUAUGGCUGAGAUCAAUACUCGCCAAACCUACCCCCCAAAUGUAUAUCCUUUUCUACAGUUACUUCAUGUCAACUUCAAUGUUUUGUAUGUACAGAAAUGCUUUAAUGAUCAUACUUGUUGCUCAAGAUACGCCGUGCUACAUUGAUCAUAAAAGUUCCAGGGAGGCCCGGCCCAAUAGCAGAGAGGCUUUACUGGCCACCACGGAGACGGAGAACCAAAUGGAGGGUCGACUCCUUCUGAAUGUUGUAGUCCGAGAGGGUGCGGCCGUCCUCAAGCUGCUUGCCGGCGAAAAUGAGGCGCUGCUGGUCUGGGGGGAUACCCUCCUUGUCCUGGAUCUUCUGUUUGACGUUAUCGAUCGUGUCCGA